AUGGCUCCUCCACCAGCUGCGAGCUUGCCGCUCACUGAGCGCCUGCUGACGCUCGCAAAGACGCUCCAAUUCGGUUGGUUUGUUGGCCAUCUCACCCUCAUCCUGUCGACGCUGCGGUAUUCGCUCUCGUGGAUUCGCUUCAACUAUUAUGGCUUCUUUGCUCGAUUCUCCUACCGCACCGCUUUUGUCGCUGCCGCGGCGACAUACGGCAUCGUUGUGUACAAAACCUUCCGUGCCAGAUCCAAGAGUGGCCGGUUGGCAGGCGGUCCGGCCGCCCUGCUUAGCGAUGAGAACGUGCAAUAUCUGAUGCUCGCUCUCAUCUGGCUUUACUCCUCGCAGUACAUCUUGGCUCUGCUCCCCUAUACCAUCUACUCUGUCUUCCAUGUGGCCACAUACACUCGCACCAACCUGAUUCCCACCAUCUCGCCCCCCAAGCCGUUGGCCCCUGCCGCCGGUGCGUCGCCGAGCGCUAAGACCACAUACACGACUCACCCGCUGUCCGACUCCAUUGGUCGCUUCGUCAAGCAAUACUACGACUCGUCCAUGUCUGUCGUCGCUUUCCUGGAGAUUCUCCUGUGGCUUCGCCUGCUGCUUUCUGCAAUCACCUUUGCGCGCGGCUCCUGGAUCCUCAUUGCUAUUUACUCUGCCUUCCUGCGCGCCCGUUUCGCACAGAGCCAACAUGUUCAGAGCACAUUUGAGCAGAUCGAGGCUCGCAUCGACAACCUGACCGGCGCUCAGGGUAUCAACCCCGUCGUCCGUCAGACCUGGCAGACCAUCAAGACCACUGUGCGUCAGGCCUACGCGGCAACAGACUUGCAGAAGUACGUCGGUGGCGCAGCCCCGCGCAAGGCUGAGUAG
This is a messenger RNA of Grosmannia clavigera kw1407, 858 nucleotides long. RefSeq lists its product as uncharacterized. Gene Ontology annotation, cellular component: endoplasmic reticulum; membrane. Lineage: Eukaryota; Fungi; Ascomycota; Sordariomycetes; Ophiostomatales; Ophiostomataceae. The coding region runs from base 1 to 858 and encodes 285 amino acids. The record is from RefSeq and is a predicted model, not a curated record. Gene Ontology annotation, biological process: endoplasmic reticulum tubular network organization; membrane organization. The transcript is spliced from 4 exons.